CAAAAGCUCCUUGUUUGUCGCGCGCCCUCUUUUUCGUUUGCGUCUUCAGUCUCAGCUUCUCUCUCUCUCUUUCUUUCUCCCCCCUCAACUCCUAAGUUAAUCCAUCACAGCAGCCAUCAUGCGUGAGAUUGUUCACAUCCAGACCGGCCAGUGCGGUAACCAAAUCGGUGCCGCCUUUUGGCAGACCAUCUCUGGCGAGCACGGCCUCGACAGCAAUGGUAUCUAUGGAGGUUCUUCCGAGCUCCAGCUGGAGCGCAUGAACGUCUACUUCAACGAGGCCAACAACAACAAGUAUGUUCCUCGCGCUGUCCUCGUCGAUCUCGAGCCCGGUACCAUGGACGCCGUCCGUGCCGGUCCCUUCGGUCAGCUCUUCCGACCCGACAACUUCAUCUUCGGCCAGUCCAGUGCCGGCAACAACUGGGCCAAGGGCCACUACACCGAGGGCGCUGAGCUCGUCGACAACGUCCUCGACGUGAUCCGCCGUGAGGCCGAGGGCUGCGACUGCCUGCAGGGCUUCCAGAUCACCCACUCCCUCGGCGGUGGUACCGGAUCCGGCAUGGGCACGCUUCUCAUCUCCAAGAUCCGCGAGGAAUUCCCCGACCGAAUGAUGGCCACCUUCUCCGUCAUGCCGUCCCCCAAGGUGUCCGACACCGUCGUUGAACCCUACAACGCCACCCUCUCCGUCCACCAGCUGGUCGAGAACUCGGACGAGACCUUCUGCAUUGACAACGAGGCUCUCUACGACAUCUGCAUGCGCACCCUGAAGCUGUCUAACCCUGCCUACGGUGACCUGAACUACCUCGUCUCCGCCGUCAUGUCGGGCAUUACCACGUGCCUGCGAUUCCCCGGUCAGCUCAACUCGGACCUGCGCAAGCUGGCUGUCAACAUGGUUCCCUUCCCCCGUCUCCACUUCUUCAUGGUCGGAUUCGCUCCCCUGACGAGCCCCGGCGCCCACUCCUUCCGUGCCGUCACCGUGCCGGAACUCACCCAGCAAAUGUUCGACCCUAAGAACAUGAUGGCUGCUUCUGACUUCCGCAACGGUCGCUACCUGACCUGCUGCUCCAUCUUCCGUGGCAAGGUUGCCAUGAAGGAGGUUGAGGACCAGAUGCGAAACGUGCAGAACAAGAACUCGACCUACUUCGUCGAGUGGAUCCCCAACAACAUCCAGACUGCCCUUUGCGCCAUCCCUCCCCGUGGCCUGAAGAUGUCGUCCACCUUCAUCGGCAACUCCACGUCCAUCCAGGAGCUGUUCAAGCGUGUCGGCGAGCAGUUCAGCGCCAUGUUCCGUCGCAAGGCCUUCUUGCACUGGUACACUGGCGAGGGCAUGGACGAGAUGGAGUUCACCGAGGCCGAGUCCAACAUGAACGACUUGGUGUCGGAAUACCAGCAGUACCAGGAGGCUGGUAUUGACGAGGAGGAGUACGAGGAGGAGGAGGCCCCCGCCGAGCACGACGAGUAAAGCGUCUGCUAGCGCAUGGCGGGCUUUUGUUGUGUUUCUUCUUCUUCUUCGGGUGCAUGCUUGAUGUGUAGCCCCUGAUUACACUGUACGACUUGCCUUGAGGGGGGAGUGUUUAGAUGACUGGACGACCAUUUGAUAUCCACGCGCGA
Trichoderma reesei QM6a is the source of this 1608-nucleotide messenger RNA. RefSeq names its product tubulin beta chain 2. The coding region runs from base 119 to 1459 and encodes 446 amino acids. Gene Ontology annotation, biological process: mitotic cell cycle; microtubule cytoskeleton organization. NCBI's taxonomy places the organism in Eukaryota, Fungi, Ascomycota, Sordariomycetes, Hypocreales, Hypocreaceae. The record is from RefSeq and is a predicted model, not a curated record. Gene Ontology annotation, molecular function: GTP binding; GTPase activity; structural constituent of cytoskeleton. The transcript has 5 exons. Gene Ontology annotation, cellular component: cytoplasm; microtubule.